This is a messenger RNA of Podarcis lilfordi (Lilford's wall lizard), 22976 nucleotides long. Lineage: Eukaryota; Metazoa; Chordata; Lepidosauria; Squamata; Lacertidae. The record is from the annotation of a GenBank genome assembly.
CAUAGCCCUCCUUCAGACUUCCUGCUUAGGGACGAGCUUGCUGAAUGUGGGUCCUCGUUUCUUCUGCUGCGCGUAGCAACAGCAGUGGGGUGGUCUUGCUCUUUCAAUGCAGGAGGGCCAGCUCCUCUGUCUGGACAGGAGGACCCCCUGAGAAAUACAAACCUAAAUUCUCCUUUCUUUCUUUUUUGUACCAGCUUAUAUUUGUGAAAGAGACAGGCAUUUUGAGGUACCUGCUGUUUCAGAUGCAUUACAGCGGGGUGCAGUUUUGCUCCUUGUGAGAAAUGGUCUCUUUCCUCAACAAACAUCCCAUACAGAAAGACACCCAGUAGAGAUGAUGUGGUUUAUGUUCCUCUCCUCUAAACUCUGCCACUCCCCAAAGUUAAAUAUAGGUUUUCUCAUGACUCUGGGAUUCAAAUAUUCGAUUUCCUCUCCUUAUUGGCCCUUUUAGAGCAAUUCUCACACGCCAACCCUUGUUUUCAUUUCACCAAUCUCUCACCUUCUCAAAACAAUGUAUGAUUUCUAACAUAGCCCUCCCAUUCAGAGUUCAGGAGCCAGGUUUUCUCAGUGGAACACGUUUCUCUUAUUUUCGGGUGGUAUCUACUAUCUCUUGGAAAAUAGGAAACUUCUAGCACCCCCUCCCCCAAUUAUGGAUAAACCAUUCAGAAUUGGGAAGAUUUGAGAGUCUUCUAAGUUUUUUUAAAAAAACAAACCCCCAAACCAUUCUUUUCCAUCCACAGGCUGCCCAGUGCCAUGCGGUGCCUCCUCGUCAGCCAAGACAAGCGACAUGAUCCAGUUCUUCUGCCUGAUGGUGUGACUGUGGUUCUGGGCAGGGGACCUGAGACUCUCGUCACCGAUAAAAAAUGCUCCCGGACACAAGGUGAGUAAUUUUUCUCUUGUUAGGAAUUUUUCUUUUCCUGCUAGUACAAUCCUCUCCAAUCAUUGUGCUUGGUCUAAUGUUGAACUUUCUGAGAUUCUUUGUACAGCAUUUGACAGAUUGUUCCUUCUUGUUCAUCCCCUUGAUUGGGUCACUCUCAGGGACACAACCUUCCAAGUUCCGUAUGUCAGCAGUGGGCAGGGCCAGAUGCGAAAGCAGCUGCAGCAACAAAUAUGAAUUUUAACCAGGUAUAAUAGGCUGGUUUCCAUGCAGGCUCACACUCCUCAAUGCAGGCAAGCAAGAGGCCUUGUCGAGAGUCGAAGGACACAUUCCAGCCAGGCAAACAGCAGUAGGCCUGGUGAGAUGUGUGGCCUGAAGAGAGAGAGAGAAAAUAUUUAGGCUUCUGGUAUAUGACUAACUCAAGUGACCCUAUAGCCUACACCAGACAUGUUCAACUGGUCAACCACGAUCGACAGGUAGAUCCCCUGGUGAUCCUGGUCGAUCGCGGGAUCCUUAUCGAUCACGAGCUUAGAAAAACUUCGGAAUGAAUGUUUCCACCCCUUGCCCCCCUCAGUCUGUUCCUCUAUCACACCAAGUGGGCAGAGUUCGGUGUUUUAUCAUUGUGGUGUGGAAUACAGUGAUUGACUUUAGUGGUGUGUGCGUUUGUUAUUGGUGGAGUGUGAGAUGAGCGAAGUAUUUCAUUCUCCCUUAAAAAAAGUUCAACAACUGUGUUCUCCCCCCCCAAAGCUCAACAAUUCUGGUCAAUCCUCAGUGACAAUUGGUAGAUCACUGCCAGUUUUUUACACUGGGAGUAGAUUGCAAUCUCUUGGGACUUGGACGGGCCUGGCCUACGCUCCUUUAUUAGUAAUGCUCUACUUUCCUGGAACUCCUCCAAGUGAAGUUGUGUGGUUUUUUCCUUUUUGUUCUGCCUGACUGCACCCCAUGGCUUUAAUGUCUGCUGCUCUGCGGGAGCCACAGAACGAAAACAGAACUAAGUGCAGAUAUGGAUGACAAAUCUGAGCACUUCCUGGGGGGAGAAGUAGUUGCAAGAGUUUCCAGGCAUCAGGAACUACAGAGAGCUAGUGCAGUGUAAAUGUCCACCAUGCUGGACAGGUCAAGGAGACCUGGGCACAAUCCCUGUUGGGCCAGUCAUUAACUUUCCUGCCUAGAACUUGCCUUACUUGGUUGUGAGAUUAAAAUGGAGGUGGUGGAGAUGUGAAAUCCACAAACAGUCAUACCUCAGGUUGUGUCCGCUUCAGGUUGCGUUUUUUUGGGUUGCGGACUGCCAAAACCUGGAAGUACCGGCAUGGGUUACUUCCGGGUUUCGGCAGCUGCGCAUGUGCAGAAGUGCUAAAUUGCGCUUUGCGCAUGUGCAGAAACGCCGAAUUGCAACCCGCACAUGCGCAGACGCGGGUCGCGAACGCUGUGGGUUGCGAACGUGCAUCCCACACGGAUCACGUUUGCAACCCGAGCGUCCACUGUAAUCUACAUUGAGCACCCUCAAGGGAAAAGCUGGAUGCAAGUGAGAUCAACAUCUGCCCCUUCCUUUGCAGCUUCUAGAAAUGCUACCUUCCCUGAUGCCUGUUCAUGCCUUUCCAGCCACUGGGGCCGGCCCCGUCAUUGGGCAAAGCGAGCCAGAAGGGGGAGCAGCAAUAGCACUUUUCCCACCACCACCACCCUGUCAACAUACACACACAUGCACACUUCACCACCUUAUUGCCUCUGAGCUGGUAAUCCCAAUUCUUAGCUGGUCCACCCUGACAACACACGCUGUAGGAAAUGGAGUGAUUGCCACGAUGGGAUGGAAAGCAGGCAGUACCUUUGCCAGUGGAACUCUGCAUGCAGUGCAGUAGAAUGACUUCGUUUUUUGUGCCUUCCUUUCGCCUGCUUUGCCAGUGGGAGGCUUUCUUCUUUCUUUCUUAUUUUACCUUUCCAUUGCUUUCUACCCAUUUUCCAUUUUGUAGAUAAUAUGUUUUAUUAAAUUUCCACAAAUUUCACAUAAAAUUCCAGUACAUAAUAUUUUUUUCUUUUGUCGACUUCCCAUCCCAUCAUCCAUGGUGUUUUUUUAAUAAUUUCCGUGGUACUUAUUUCUGUUGAAUAAUUAGAGAUUAUUGUAUUAUGGUUAUUGUUAUGUACUGAAGUUCUCACCCUGGGCCAGCAGGGGGAUACUAUAGAUAGUUAUGCAAAUGAAGGAUCGAAAGUGACGUUCAGUGAUUGGAUAGUUUUAGAAAGUUGACUGAACCCUUCAGUUCAGUUCUGUUCUGUGAAUAAACAAGAGCUGUUUGAAGAAUCGCUGUGUCGUCUGAUACGUUCACCCACAACUUAACACUGGCGACGAGGGUAGGAUUGAUGGACAUCAGAGCACAGCCAGAUGCGGCCACCCUGAUAUAAAAGAGUGAAUAUAGAAUUCAGCAGAUAGAUAGAAUACAAUAAUCUUGAAUUAUUUCUGCUUUCUACCUAUUUUAAUUUCCCUCUGGUUUCUUGAUACAGUGGUACCUUGGUUCUCGAAUGGCUUGGCUCCUGAAUGCUGCAAACCCGGAAAUAUGUGUUCCAGUUUGUGAAUGUUUUUUGGAAGCUGAACAUCUGACGCAGCUUUCACUUGAGUGCAGGAAGCUCCUGCAGCCAAUCGGAAGCCGCGCCUUAGUUUUCUUACUGUUUCGGGAGUCAAACUGACUCCUGGAAUGGAUUAAGUUUGACAACCAAGGUACCACUGUACUGCUUUUUAUUAUUAUUAUUUAUUAUUACUUCCUCCAUUUUCUCUUUCCUCCUUUCGCCUUUCUUCCUCUCCCUCCCCACCCACCCAUAACUCCUUAAAAAGAAAAAGCCCAGCACCACCAGUUCCAGUUCUGAUUUAGUCUUGUGUUUUGAUGAAUAUAUGGCAAAAUAUUGCUCAAAAAAAGAUAUGCUAAUAUGCCUAGAGUAAAAUGUGAAGUACUGGAUGGAAGAAAAAUUAGUAAGGAAAGAUAAUAAGAAUAUAUAGGUGAUUUGAGAAGGUUGUAGAAUGCAAAGAUUAUUGUAAAUUGUAUAAUGUGGAGGAAAUCGAGUGGGGGCGGAGGGACGUGGGAGGAAGGAGAAAAGAAUAAUAUGAUGGAUUGAGGAAACAGAAAUGUAAAUGUCUGGGGGGAUGGGGAGGAAAUGGUGUUGGCUUUGGUACAUCUGUAUUGUAAAGUAAUAUGUGCAAACCAAUAAUAAUAUUAAUAAUUUCUUUUUCAAAAAAUAAAAUAAAAUGAUUUAGUCUUGUGAAUUAAUGAUUCCAUUUGUGAAAUCUGGGUCUUCUAGACAUGCCUUGCGGGUGUAACCAGCCCUGUUUUCUCUUUCUGUUUCCUCGCAGUGGAGUUGCUGGCCAAUUAUGCCUAUAGAUCCGUCCGAGUCACGCAGGUAAGACAGGGAGAGUUCAGAUCGUCCCAGUUCCGAGCCUUGUGUGUGUGGCUCUGCUCGUACGGGAGUCUUGUUUCCCUAGGAGGGUGAAGCAGCUGUUCUGGGUGUCUGGUCACACUUGGGCCCCCUAAUGUAUUUUGGUGUGUUGACAGCGAGGGGUGAACCCCACGUCGGUGGAGGAGAUACACCUGCGUUGUGGGGACAGCACCACGCUCCAGGAGGGAGAGACUCUGUGCUUGGUGAAUGGGCUGUAUCCCUACCGCAUCCGUUUCGAGGAAGAUUCCCGCUCCCCGAAGAAAACCCUGCUGGAGUUCUUCAGUCCCCGGCGCCCCCUGAAAAAAGAGGAGGAUGGCAAGGCCCAGCCUGCCAAGCGGCCCAAGACCUCCUCGCCUUCCGAGGACGAGGAAGACGACGACGUCGACCCCUCGGUGGCCGAGAAAUUGAGGCAGCUGCAGGAGACGGCAGCGCAAGCCCAGCGGGCGCAGAGCCAGCCUCGCCGGCAGCUGCAACUCUCGCAUCAGGCUCCCCAGCCGCACGACUCCUGGGAGGACCAUGGCAAGCUCCUGGUCUUCACAAAGAAAGGGGUGCUGCCCAGCGCCAAAGUAAGGCCUACAGCUCUCAGCAGGAGCUGGCACUGCUUCUUGUGGGCUGUGUUAGAGUUGUUUAGGCCCAUGUGCUAGCUGAGGCUGAAUGGGAAUUGUAGUCCAAAACACCAGGAGAACACAGGUGGCAGGAGGCUGCUUUGGGGAAAGGUUCUGGUUCCAUCUUGCGCCCCACCCUGUCCCCUUCUUUAAUGUAAGAAAGGCAAAUUUUGGCAUCACUUGCCUGGAACCGUAGGCCAAAAGUCAGCUUAAAAUAAUUAAAACAUCAGAAAAUGGUAAAACGGGAUAAAUAACCAGCGCUGAGUAAAACUCAACUCUCUGUCAAAUUAACUUUCUAAUUGUUAACAUGGAGGUCUGUUUAUUGUAUUUUGUAGCUUAUUCUUUUUGCCACAAGAUUCUUUGGGUACUUUUUUUUUUUAGAAAGACGUGAUACAAAUGUCUAAAGUAAAACGUCUACAGGACAUCAUCUGGGCAGGUUGGGCAAUACAGUGGUACCUCGGGUUAAGUACUUAAUUCAUUCUGGAGGUCUGUUCUUAACAUGAAACUGUUCUUAACCUGAAGCACCACUUUAGCUAAUGGGACCUCCUGCUGCUGCUGCGCCACCGGAGCACGAUUUCUGUUCUCAUCCUGAAGCAAAGUUCUUAACCCGAAGUACUAUUUCUGGGUUAGCAGAGUCUGUAACCUGAAGCGUAUGUAACCUGAAGCGUAUGUAACCCGAGGUACCACUGUAUACUCUUCAACCAGGCCUUUGUUUAAUUAAUAUUCUCCAGCCUUUAAAACGUGGUGUCCUGUGCAGGCUCACCUGAGAGAUCUCGGUAGGGCUACUCAAAACCAGGAAGUGGGGAAGCAAUGUUGCUUUGGGGGAUAGUUGGAAGUUGAGGCUUGACGCCAGCCUAGGUGAUCCUUGGCCCUCUUUCUGCCUCUCUGCCCAGGUUGCAGGUUUCGAUCUGGAUGGGACCAUAAUCACCACGCAGUCUGGGAAGGUGUUUCCUACGAGCCCCGAUGACUGGAGGUGAGUGUGGGGCGAGAUACCAGGGAGGCGGGGGAGGGGAGGGAAUUAUGGGCAGCCAGCAUGGUCCAUGGCAAAACCUGUGUUGAUCUAGGUGCAGAGAGGCCCGAGUUCAAAUCCCCCACAACCAUGAAGCUCAUUCUGCCAGCCCAGUGCACCUCCCAACAAUUAAUGUGUGGGUCAGGCAUUGGGUGGGGGGAAGUCACUACAUAUGCCACCAUGGGCUGCUUGGAGGAAAGACAGGAGGGGGAGUAAUAAAAGUGAGACUGUGACCUAGUGGUUAGAGCACCGGGUUCGGACAAGGGAGACCUGUGUUCGUUUCUUUAUUUUAUUCCAUUGCACAACACGUAUAUACCACUUUAUUGUACUAAAACCUCAAAGUGGUUUAUGAAAAGAAGCCCAGACACACACACACACACACACACACACACACUCUUUGGCCUACUUUACAGGGUUGUUGUAAGAAUAAAGGGUGGGGAGGAAAGCCGAGGACACUGCCUUAAUUUCCUUGGAAGAAGGGCAAGCUAAGGAAUGUAAUAAAUAGAAGGGAGAAUAUUCCUACUCAUGGGGCAAAGUGAGAAGAGCUCCCUGGUUGUGGUUGUGAUCCUGCAUUGCAGGGGGUUGGACUGGAUGAUCCUUGGGGUUCCCUUCCAACUCUACAUUCCUGUGAUUCUAUAAGAGUGACAUCAGGUUCUUGUAGGACAAGGGCACUAAAACGGGAGCUUGUGCUGGUGUUUCCGCGUUGUACUUUGCACUCUAAUGUCAUCCAUAGCAACAUGCCAUCAGCAUUGGGGUCAAACUUGGGCCUCUGGCUGUUUUUUGAACUACAACUCCCAUCAUCCCUAGCUAGCAGGACUAGUGGUAAGGGAUGAUGGGAACUGUAGUCCAGAAACAGCUGGAGACCCAAGUUUGGGAAGCCCUGCUCUAGAUGGAGUUGGACUACAAUUCCCAUCAUCCCUGAAUGGCCAGGCUGGCUGAGGCUGAUGGGAGUUGGUAUCCAUCAAUACAGAACAACAAACCCCUGUGUUGCAAACUUAACACAACAAACAAUACAAGCAACACGAAGACCAGUAUACUAGAUAGCACUGCAGUUCCUACUGCGUGAUAUACAUGAUUUAGUACAACAAAAACAAAGCGUGUACACUUGUAAAUUCUCUAAUAUAUUUGAAAUCAAAUGAACACACGUCUGUCAAUCUUGGAAAGUCGGUGAAAGUAUAAUAAGUCUAUAGUUGAAACAAAGUAAUAGAUGCUAUCCUGUGGGCUAAUCGGUAAAACUUUUUUAGGCAUUCAUGGUGCCAAAGUGUUGUUGUUGUUGUUUAGUCGUUUAGUCAUGUCCGACUCUUCGUGACCCCGUGGACCAGAGCACGCCAGGCACUUCUGUCUUCCACUGCCUCCUGCAGUUUGGUCAAACUCAUGCUGGUAGCUUCAAGAACACUGUCCAACCAUCUCAUCCUCUGUCGUCCCCUUCUCCUUGUGCCCUCCAUCUUUCCCAGCAUCAGGGUCUUUUCCAGGGAGUCUUCUCUUCUCAUGAGGUGGCCAAAGUCUUGGAGCCUCAGCUUCAGGAUCUGUCCCUCCAGUGAGCACUCAGGGCUGAUUUCCUUCAGAAUGGAGAGGUUUGAUCUUCUUGCAGUCCAUGGGACUCUCAAGAGUCUCCUCCAGCACCAUAAUUCACUGUUCUGACUGGAAUCUUCUUCAGUACAACCCAUAGAUUAGAAAAAUGCACAUGGAGCAGUCGUCACGAGGAUAUGCAUCUAUUACUUUGUUUUUGUUGUACUAAAUCAUGUAUAUCAUGGAAUAAGAAUUGCAGUGCUAUCUAGUAUACUGGUCUUCGUGUUGCUUGUAAUGUUUGUUGUGGGAGUUGGUACCCAGCAACCCCUGGCGCAUCACAGGCUGCCUGGGUUAGGUGACGCAUUCUCAAAGUAAAGGAAGGAUUGAACUCUGAUUAAUAAGAAUACACACAGAGGCUUGAACCAGCAAGACUCUGGGAAGGGUGCGUAUAAUAAUCUCUGUCUCCAGCCCCUGGCCCAGGUCGUUUUAUUCACAAAAGAGCUUCUUACAGAGUGUUCGUAAGAACCAAUCAGAUUUCUUCUGAGCAUUUCAACAAACCCCACGUGGGGACAAAGUUCACCUACAAACACUAGUUAAGCAUGCAUACUUUUGGAGUAAAUGAAUGAAAACUACAAAGGAGUGCAUUCAGCAAUCCUGGAGGUCAUAAACAAGCAAUACACAUGAUAAGAAGGACAGCGAUCAUUAUCACCUUCAUGUGAAACUUACAGUGGUGCCUCGCAAGACGAAAUUAAUCCGUUCCGCGAGAGUCUUCGUCUAGCGGUUUUUUCGUCUUGCGAAGCAAGCCCAUUGACGGAUUAGCGCUAUUAGCGCUAUUAGCGGUUUAGCGGCUAUUAAAGGCUUAAAGGCUUAGGGAUUAGCUGCUAAAAGGCUAUUAAAGGCUAUUAAAGGCUUAGCAGAUUAGAUAAAGGGGGAAGCGAAAAAAAUCUCAAGACUCGCAAGGUAUUUUCGUCUUGCGAAGCAAGCCCAUAGGGGAAUUCGUCCUGCGAAGCAACUUCAAAACGGAAAACCCUUUCGUCUAGCGGUUUUUCCGUCUUGCGAGGCAUUCGUCUUGCGGGGCACCACUGUAUUUCCUGGCCCUAAGAUUAACAUAUCAGAAAAGCUACAGCAAAGAAACUGCCCACUGUCUUUGAUGACCCAGGACGCCUACCUGUCUGUGUACGUGACUUGUCAAGAAAGAGAAAUGGAACAGGAAUGCAGAGGUGUGGACUGAUUAAGAAUCAUAUGAAAAUAGUUUAAACCCAGUCAAUGCAAUGCUUUCAUAGCUGACACAGAUGGCUUACUCUAUAUUUGUUAUAAUUCCUCAUAGCAAUCCCACCUGAUCACUACAGUUAGGGAGAUCAGCACUCAGUCAUUGCCCUUCACCCCUUUCUGUUUUGCAGAAUCCUGUACCCCGAGGUUCCCCGCAAGCUGAAGCAGCUUCAGAGCGAGGGGUACAAGGUAAUGCACCUUCCCCAAACCAUGUUACUCGCUCCAGCUUCUCCUCUCCUCUUCUCACCUCUGUGUUCUUCUCUCCUGCAUCUCUGCCCUCUCUUCCCCACCCCACCCCAACCCGGCAGGUUGUGAUCUUUACCAACCAGAUGGGCAUCAGUCGCGGGCGCCUCAGGCCCGAAGUUUUCAAAGCCAAGGUGGAAGCAGUGGUGGAUCGGCUUGGCAUCCCCUUGCAGGUGAGUCGGGGCAGGGAGGACAGUGUAUCUCCCAGAAUGCUUUGCAAAAGGGAAGUUGCCCAUUGAGCAGGGAAAGUGGAGUGGGCUUUGGAAGCAAACAUUUUAUGGUAUAAGUGCCACCUGCAGAAUAGAAGAGGGUGGCUUUGUUUGUGUAUGUGUGUGAGAGAGAAAGAGGAAGAAUGGAAAUGGUUUAUUGAAUAUUUACAGAUAAAUUGAAAACAGACAGAAACAUUAGCAGGAUUAUUGUAAUAACCGGCAGUUUCAUAAGAGUGUAUAUUUAUGGUAGAUAAUUAAAUGAGCAAAUUAAAUGAAUUUGGAUAUGGAGAAGAUAUUAAAAAAAAUAAGGAACCGUAGAAAGGGGGAAGGAAGUCAAAUUUUGAAAUGUUAAAUUGAUUGUAAAACUAAUGAAACGUAUAAACUCGAAAAGUAUAAAUAAAAACUUUUAAGAGAGAGAGAGAAAGAGGAAAUGAAGCUGAAAGAGUUAAAAACAGGUAGAGGGCUUUGGGGGCUCCAAGGGCCUUGUGGGUAAUUGCCCAGGGGCCACGUCCUAGCAGUGGACAGGAAGUGACAUAAACAGGAAGUGACAUAAACAGUUAAUCCACACACAUACAUGCAUCCACAUGCUCUCCCCAACAUUCACAGAGCAGCCAUAGAAUCGUAGAAUUGUAGAGUUGGCAGAGACCACGAGGGUCAUCUAGUCCAACUCCCUGCGAUGCAGGAAUCUUUUCCCAUGGUGGGGCUCGAACCCACAACCCACAACAAUUAAGAGUCUCAUGCUCUACCAGCUGAGCUAUCUAUUUAAACCUCCUCUCGCCCAGCACACUCUCUCUCUCUCUCUUUCUUUCUCUCUCGCUCUCUCCUCCCUAAUCUCUCUUUCUCUUCUCUCCCCACCCCAGCCCCCACAAAUUUACAAUUAGGGGAGAAAAUAUCUCAUUCCCAAGCCUAAGUCCCUCAGUUGCUGUUCUGCUGUAGUUUCCAGGGAUUUGCAGCCAUGCGCAAAGAUCAAGGCGAUGCAGAAUUCGAAACGGUGAACUGUUCCCAUUUCCUGUUCUCCAGCCAGUUUAAUAUAUCUCGCCUCGUCCCCCAUUGGGCGUGGGCUGGGGCUCAGCCAAAGUUGCUGGUUGUCAGUAGAGACACCCCAGACUUUGGCCCAGAGAUGUUUGAUCAAGGAAGGGAAGGAGAGAUUGAAAACACUAUGAAAAUAAAACGCCAGGAUGUUUUUUAUCUGGACAAGGCUGGGACAAUCUCACCCUGCUGCCAUCCUUCCCCUCCCAGGUCUUCGUGGCGACUGCUUCUGGCGUUUACCGCAAACCUGUCCUCGGCAUGUGGGAGCACCUGUGCAAGAAGGUGACUUGAGACUUCACGUAUUGUGACUUUGCUGUUAGUUUUAUUUUCCGUACUCUGGUCAUUUUGCAUUGUAAUUGGUUGGGAGCGAAUUUUCCGUCAUCCGCUUAUUUUGAUUCCACCGUGCCUCAUAUUUCAAAUACAGUGGUACCUCGGGUUAAGAACUUAAUUCGUUCCGGAGGUCUGUUCUUAACCUGAAAUUGUUCUUAACCUGAAGCACCACUUUAGCUAAUGGGGCCUCCUGCUGCCGCUGUGCCGCCGCUGCCCAAUUUCUGUUCUCAUCCUGAAGCAAAGUUCUUAACCCAAGGUAAUAUUUCUGGGUCAGCGGAGUCUGUAACCUGAAGCAUAUGUAACCUGAAGCAUAUGUAACCCGAGGUACCACUGUACAGUGGUACAUUGGUGAUCGAACGGCUUGGCUCCUGAACAAAUCAGCUCCCAAACGCCACAAACCCGGAAGUAAGUGUUCCGGUUUGUGAACGUUUUUUGGAAGCCGAACAUCCGACGGGGAUUCCAUGGCUUCCGAUUGAGCGCAGGGAACUCCUGCAGCCAAUCGGAAGCCACGCCUUGGUUUGUGAACGGUCUCCCAGAACGGAUUAAGUUCGACAACCAAGGUACCACUGUGGGUUGCUGAAGGUUACUUUAAUCGGUUUAAGUUUGAAAGGUCGCAUUUUUUCCAUUGUGGCUGGAUCAGAUUGUUACGGCGGGGUAGGGGGUGGUCUUUGUUGUGAAUUUUGUCAUCCGCCUUGUAUAUCAUAAAGGUAGCAUACAAAUUUGAAAGGAAAGGAAGAAGGUACAAGGGUGCAGAGGGCUGGGAAGGAGAGAGAGAGAGAGAGAGAGAGAGAGAGAGAGAUAUCUGUAUCACUACAAGCCUUGACUUCCCACCCCUCUUUCCCAAACUCUCUUCCAAGGCAAAUGGUGGCCUAGAAGUCUCUUUGCAGCAAAGCGUCUACGUUGGAGGUGAGUAAAACACUCAGGCUGAGCCGGGAAUCCUAAGAGCUGGUGGCACUCACGGGGAAAUAAGAGCGCAGAGGCUGCAGUGUUGCGCAGUUCCUUUUCUCACUCUCUGCACAAGCCCAUCCUUUCUCUACCUCUUGUGCUCGUUUUAUUUAUUACAUUAUAUACUGUCUUCAUCUUGCAAGAUCUCACGGUGGUGUGCCUGGUCCCCCUCCUCCUCCUCCCCAUCACAACAAACAACCCUGCGAGGUAAAAGGUAAAGGGUCCCCUGAUUGUUAGGUCCAGUCGUGACCGACUCUGGGGUUGCGGUGCUCAUCUCGCUUUAUUGGCUGAGGGAGCCGGCGUACAGCUUCCGGGCCAUGUGGCCAGCAUGACUAAGCUGCUUCUAGCGAACCAGAGCAGCGCAUGGAAACGCUGUUUACCUUCCCGCCAGAACGGUACCUAUUUAUCUACUUGCACUUUGACGUGCUUUCGAACUACUAGGUUGGCAGGAGCAGGGACCGAGCAACGGGAGCUCACACUGUCACAGGGAUUCGAACCGCCAACCUUCUGAUCGGCAAGCCCUAGGCUCUGUGGUUUAACCCACAGCGCCACCCGCAUCCCACCCUGCGAGGUGGGUUAGGCUAAGAGACGGUGGCUGCCCUGAGGUCACCCAUGGCGGAGCAAGGAUUCGAACCCUGGUCUCCCAGGCCCUAGUCCAACGCUCUUAACCGUUUCGCCACACUGGCGAUUCGUAGGCAGCUCAGAGAGCAAGAACACGCAGAGGGCCGCAUGAAAUUAGAGCCAAGGGCCACACUCCUCAUUCCAGCACUGUGGAAUGCCAUUCAGAGUAUAAUGAGAGGAUGGGUGCAAUUUGCUUAGUACCUUCAUUUGGUGGGAGCGAGGAACAAUUUCAGGUUUGUGCAUCUUCACUGCAGGCAGAGAAGUUGUUUCUGUGCUUCCCCUACUCCAAAUUUACAUGCCCCAGUUGUGAGCGUUAGCAAUGAUCUGUUGAGUUUUCCACCUUGUGCUGCUGGAUGUGUUUUCAUAGCUCCUUUCUGUCCAUAGAUGCAGCUGGGCGACCACCAAACUGGGCCCCGGGACACAAGAAGAAGGAUUUCUCAUGCAGCGACCGCUUGGUAUGCGAUCAAUUCUUCUCUUUCCUGUCUUCUCCUUCAGUUUCCCUUAACCACAAAACAGAAAAUUUGGCCACCCUGGAUUAAAGAACAACUGCUCUGGUUUAGCACCCACUAUUCCCCCUCUUCUCUUCCGCCAGGUUUUUUUUUUUUAAUUUCAAAAAUAAUUUACAUACUUCCAUUGAUAUGCUGCAAUAUCAGGGCGGCGUGCAGAAAACAUCAUUGAAAUAAGUGUGUAAUCAUUAAACAAUGCAAAACAGUCAUUGUCAUCAACCUGGUUGUCAACAUUGACCGAAGGGUCCCUCCUGUUUUUACUUAGGCAAGAUGUGAUUGCUGUCAUGGAAAUGCUGUUCAGGACUGUAUUUUGUACCCAGGUAAAUACUAGAUACACAGAACUUGCCCUCUAGCAUCCUUAGAAUAUCAGCAUUCAGUCAAAAGCCAAGUUUCUAGCACUCAUGGGAUUCCUCUUUAUUUACAGUCAUACCUCGGGUUGAAGUAGCUUCAGGAUAAGUAUUUUGGGUUGCACGCUGCGCACCCGGAAGUACGGAGCGCGUUACUUCCAGUUUCGUCACUCGCGCAUGCGCAGACGGUCAAAAUGACGUCAUGCGCAUGCGCGGGCUGGCGGAGUCUGCAACAUGAUGCGGAUGCGGGUUGCGGUACGCUUCUGGAUGCAAGCGGGACUCAGAACGGAUCCCUUUCAGCAUCCAGAGGUACUCACUGUAUUUUUAAAAAUUAAAAAGCAAACUUUUUGUGUAUUUAAAACAUUUCUAUCCCAUCUUUCCUUCAAAAGUUCAAGGUGGCAGGUUUUAAUAGUCCUCCACUGAAAUCUAGGGAGGGGGGAUGAAACCAUGGCCUUUCACCUCAUUUUCUCCCUCUACCACCUUUCUUGAUGUCCUCAAAUCCCACAGAUAAUUUGGAAACCUCACAUCACUAGUCUUAGGAAUGUUUUGGCCAUGGGUAGGCAAACUUAGGCUCGGGGGCCGGAUCCUGCCCAAUCGCCUUCUAAAUCCGGCCAGCGGACGGUCCAGGAAUCAACGUGUUUUUACAUGAGUAGAAUGUGUCCUUUUAUUUAAAAUGCAUCUCUGGGUUAUUUGUGGGGCCUGCCUGGUGUUUUUACAUGAGUAAAAUGUGUGCUUUUAUUUAAAAUGCAUCUCUGGGUUAUUUGUGGGGCAUAGGAAUUCGCUCAUUCCCCCCCCCCAUAUAGUCCGGCCUGCCCCAAGGUCUGAGGGACAGUGGACUGGCCCCCAGCUGGAAAAGUUUGCUGACCCCUGGUUUUGGCUAUUUGAGGAAGUGGUGCCUUGCAGUGAAGCGUUUGAGCUGGAAAAAGGGAAAAAGUUGUACUGAUGUGCUUUCUACACAAAAAUCUGGGCUGGUAUCGGCAGCCCACAUCGAGCACCUAGCAGCCAGCUACUAGCCAACAGGCAUACAUGCGCUACUGCUGCCUUCGGUAACCAGUUGUGCACCAGAUGUUUUAGAAACGAGAAUACGAGCCCGAGAAUACAGUGGUACCUUGGAUUAAGUACUUAAUUCGUUCCGGAUGUCCGUUCUUAACCUGAAACUGUUCUUAACCUGAAGCUCCACUUUAGCUAAUGGGGCCUUCUGCUGCCGCUGUGCCGCUGGAGCCCAAUUUCUGUUCUUAUCCUGAAGCAAAGUUCUUAACCUGAAGCACUAUUUCUGGCUUAGUGGAGUGUGUAACCUGAAGCGUAUGUAACCUGAAGCGUAUGUAACCUGAGGUACCACUGUAUCUGCUUUCUCUUUUUGAAACGAGUUGCUAGCCCUCAUGGUGCAGAGUGGGGUGGGGCGGACCUGAAAAUGUGUAGGCAGCGAAAUCUUAGAAGUCAGCAGGGGACUAAGAAGGGAAGCGAAGGCAGAGCUUCAGUGCCCCUUAUCCCUUCCUGGUGGUACACCUAUCGGGAAUAUUUUCUUAUCAUUCUCCUCGUUCUCUCAAUCCUAGACAGAGGAUUUCAAAGCCUUAGGCGAAUUUGGAAGCAAAUGACACAAGAUGAACAGGCCGAGAAGCAAAUUGCACGUACUGGGUGUACUUUUGUUGUGGCCACGGAGUGUGUGCGUUCUGGCUGCCAAGAGUACAAGUCGUUCUCAUCAGCUCACACUUUUUCUUGGCUCCUUUCCCCACAUUAACAGCUCUCCCUUCUGCCCGUCCUCACAGUUCGCUCUGAAUGCUGGGCUUCCCUUCCGCACCCCCGAAGUGUAUUUCCUGGGCUGGAAAGAGCCACCGUUUGCACUCCCCAACUUUGAUCCGGUGAAUGAUUUCUCUUUCUUUUAGAGCUGAGCUCGCUUUUGCUUUCUGUUCAUAUAGAACCGGGUUUUGCCUUUUUGCAUGCCAUUAAUUUGACUCUGAGAGGGACGCGGGUGGCGCUGUGGGUUAAACCACAGAGCCUAGGACUUGCCGCUCAGAAGGUCGGCGGUUCGAAUCCCCGUGAUGGGGUGAGCUCCUGUUGCUCGGUCCCUGCUCCUGCCAACCUAGCAGUUCGAAAGCACGUCAAAGUGCAAGUAGAUAAAUAGGUACCGCUCCUGCGGGAAGGUAAAGGGCAUUUCCGUGCGCUGCUCUGGUUCGCCAGAAGCGGCUUAGUCAUGCUGGCCACAUGACCCGGAAGCUGUACGCCGGCUCCCUUGGCCAAUAAAGCGAGAUGAGCGCCGCAACCCCAGAGUUGGUCACGACUGGACCUAAUGGUCAGGGGUCCCUUUACCUUUAAUUUGAGUCUGAAUUGAUUUUAGAAUGAAUUGAUUUUAGAAUGUAUUUCAAUUAAAUGAUUAUGAUUUUAUGUAAACUGUGUUAUUUUUACUGUUGUUAGCUGCUCUGAGCCCGGCUUUGGCUGGGGAGGGCAGGAUAUAAAUAAAUUAUUAUUAUUAUUAUUAUUAUUAUUAUUAUUAUUUUGUGAUCUGCAAAACGAUCUUUGCAGGUUGGUAUUUGGAGGAGGAGAGGGGGCUUUUGAGUCUGUCAGAGAAUGGGCUUCCCAGGGACCACCUAAUGAGCUCAUGGCAGAGGGUGAGAUUCAAAUUGGGGGAUUUUGGAUUUUCGCCAGCAGUCUCUGGGAUGGGGAAACCUCUGGCCCUCUGCAUAUUAUUGGACUCCAACUCCCAUCAUCCCCAUCUAGCAGGGCCAGUCAAUGGUCAGGGACGAUAGCAGUUUAGUUCAUCAACAUCUAGAGGGCUACGGGUUCCUGCUCUAGGGCAUCUUUGCUCAAAAAUAUGACUGAACCCAGGUCCUCUUUACGGCUGACAAGUGGCAGGAGCAGUGGGAAUGAUUGCUGAACAAAAGAUCGCCUUUAAUAAACCUCCAAAGAAAGUUACUGGAAAGGUUUGCCUGUUGCCGCUUGUGGUUCCCCACUUCCAAGAUUUGUGGGAAGCUGAAGGCAAAAAAAGUGUUGCGUGCCAGCAUGUUCUCUGCCUACUCAGAAGGCCGUUUAAAAAAGGAAAGCCAUGUGGGUGGCAGGACCAGAACUUUAUCCUAAACUGUGGCUGAGCAGUGGGCUUGCCUGCUAGUCAGUUAAGCAGCUUUUGAGUCAGCAACUGUGAUUUAUUUAUUCUUUGCUGAGAAAACCUGCACGUAGUCACCUGGCUAUUCUUGCAAAGUUUUACAUUCGCAUUAUUUUAGCACCUUAUUCCAAUUUAGAGUGUGCAUUUCCCCCCUUUUCUCUGCCCCCACUGAAAUUGGGCCUGGCGAGAUCUGCAAAAGCAGAGGGUUUAUUAGGCACAGCUGACAGACUUGCCUAACACUAUUACAUACAAUGUCUGAGUCUCUGUUACCGUAUUUUUCGCUCUAUAAGACGCACUUUUUCCCUCCUAAAAAGUAAGGGGAAAUGUGUGUGCAUCUUAUAGAGUGAAUGCAGUCUGCGCGGCUAUCCCAGAAGCGAGAACAGCGAGAGGGAUCGCUGCGCAGCGCUCCCUCUUGCUGUUCUAGCUUCUGGCUUAGCUGCGUGAAGCCUCUUCAGGGCACGGGGAGCCUUCAUCCCGCUGCCCUGAGGAGGCUUCGCGCUCCCUUUAAAGAGCGCACGGCUCUUGCUGGCUUUUGCGGGAGGUGGGGGAAGGGACAGAGGGCAACCCCUCAGUCCUUUCCCCCACCUCCUGGAAAAGCCCGCAAGAGCCGCGCGGAGCGUGUGUGCGGUUCUUGGGGGCUUUUCCCUGAAGAGGGAGAAGGGCAGCCCGUCAGUGAUGGACUGCCCUUCUCCGUCCUUGGGGAAAGGCCUGCAAGCACCGCAGACACACUCCACAAGACUUGUGAAAGGGAGCGCUGAGCAGAGCCUGGGACGCAUACAGGCUCUGCUCAGCGUUCCCUUUAAAGAAUAUUUUUUUUCUUGCAUUCCCCCUCUAAAAACUAGGUGCGUCUUAUGGUCAGGUGCGUCUUAAAUAUGGUAUAUUCAUACAUUUGCCAUUAUUGUCUCCUCUUACACAGCGAACACUGGACCCCAAGGCACAGCUGUACGAUCCUCCAGACGCUUGCCUGACCUCUUCCUUCCCAGAAGUGGUUGUAGCUGUUGGCUUCCCUGCUGGUGAGUGGCCAUUCGCACCUUCUUUAUCCAAGCUUUGUUUUCCAAAACUUUGUGCAAAAGGUUCCUCCAGUCUCAACAAGUGUUCAUGGGCAACAGAUGCCCUUCCCUGGGGAGUUUCCAUGCGCUUCAAUUCCCAACUGGAGUUUAGCUUUUUUGCUAAACCCAGAACUGUUUGUCAGGCUUUUUCCUCCCUUGGUUAGUCAAAAGCAGGGGUCAGCAACAUUUUUCAGCCGUCGGCCGGUCCACCGUCCCUCAGACCUUGUGGGAGGCCGGACUAUAUUUUGAAAAAAAAUAUAAAUGAAUUCCUAUGCCCCACAAAUAACCCAGAGAUGCAUUUUAUAUAAAAGCACACAUUCUAUUCAUGUGAAAACGUCAGGCAGGCCCCACAAAUAACCCAGAGAUGCAUUUUAAAUAAAAGGACACACAAAACGAAUAUAGAAGGUGAGAGAUGGACCUAUGAAGACCUCCUGGAAAGAUCUGAAAAAGGAUGGAAAAUCAGACCCUAUGAAGAGCUAAAAGACAAACUAACAGGCUGGCUGCAGUACCAUCAAAUUAAUGCCUUAUGGAAAGAAGACAAAAAAACUGGGAUGAAUGAGAAAAAAUCUAGGUUCCAGGUAGAGAUUAUAGAAAGUAAAACCAAACUUCUAUCCAAAAUGUAUAACCUGUUACUAGAAUGGGAUACUAAGGAUAAGGAGGUCAAGGAAGUUAUGAUAAAAUGGGCAAUAGACUUUGGAUAUAAUUUGGAUUAUGAUAAUUGGACGAGGCUAUGGAAUAAAGGUAUGAAAUUUACUGCCUGCACCACCCUUAGAGAAAAUAUGGAAAAGAUGAUGUACCGUUGGUACAUCACCCCCGUGAAAUUAGAAAAAAUGUAUAAGACCGGGGAUAAUAGGUGUUGGAAGUGUAAAUCCAAAGAAGGCAGUUUCUAUCAUAUGUGGUGGAAGUGUGAAGAAAUAAAAAUUUUUUGGGAAGCCAUAUACAAUGAAUUGAAAAAGAUACUUAAAUACACCUUUGUUAAAAAACUCGAAGCCUUCCUCCUAGGUAUGAUCGGAGAUGAGAUUAAAAAAGAAGACUACAUAAUGUUUCAAUAUGCAACUGUAGCUGCUAGGAUUCUACUAGCACAAAAUUGGAAAACCCCUAAUAUCCCGACUGUUAAAGAUUGGCAAAUUAAACUAUUUGAAUACUUAGAAUUGGCAAAAAUGACGCAGAAUAUCAGACAGCAAAAAGAUACAAAGUUUAAUGACGAUUGGACCAAAUUUAUAACAUAUAUGGAAACAAAUUCUAGAAAUCUAAAAAUCACAAUAGGUUUAACAUAAUUCUUGCGAUGCAUAGAUGAUAUAAAAUGAAAACUGCAGAAUGCAAUUACAAUCUUAUAUAAUCCAAAACCGAGAUGGAGGGAAGUCAAUUUGUGUGUUUCUUUUUUGGUCCGUUUAGGUUUUCUGUUGUUUGUUCUUGUUUUUGUUUUCUCUUUUUUUUAUGUACGGUUGUUUUGUUUUUCUGUUUGCUUAUGAAAAUUAAUAAAAAGAAUUUUAAAAAUAAAUAAAUAAAUAAAUAAAAGGACACAUUCUACCCGUGUACAAACACGCUGAUUCCCGGGCCGUCCGUGGGCCGGAUUUAGAAGGUGUUUGAUCCGCAUCCGGCCCCCAGACCUUAGGUUGUCUACCCCUGGUCAAAAGGCUGGGGGGAAUUGGGCUCGGAAUGAUGGGGCUGUGCUUUCGCUAGAGAGGCUUAUGCUACAGAGCAGUAGAAUUGUGGAAUAAGGCACCUUUACUAACAGCCCAAUUGGAUGUCAGGCUUCAGGGAACCAGCUUCCUCCCCCGUGGCAAUAGAUAAGCAGAACAAAGGAAAAGGAGUCUUCUUACCAGUUAGAAACACAGCGAGAGAACAAAGAACACAUCUCCUAGUAAUGGCGGUGCUCCCAAUUAAAGAGCUAGUUCAGAAAGAAAAGGAGGGCCUUGUGAUAGUCAGGGAUGCUGCGAGGACAAUGUUGCAGAGUAUCAAAGCUAUGUCUGCAGCAGGGACCUUUGAGAUGGAUGUAAAUAUUUCUAGCAAAGUGUACGGUGCCACAACUGAUGUUGGGUCAAAAAGCCCUGGGAAACGCUGCUCUACCAUUUUAUCUUUUAACCAGAGUUCAAAACUCCGAUUGCUCUCGGCGCAUUUUUCGACAGGGAAUUUCAGUAGCGCGAGCAGUUUCUGAGCUCUGGGAGCAGUACUGCGCCUACGAUUUCAGAUUAAAACUGCAGAGUGGAAGGAAAGGAGGACCUUUUUCUGCCUCCCCACUUCAAGCCACUCUCUGAAGACUGGAGAAGAGACCCUCUUAAGAAUAUUAGGGGGGUGGGCAGGGGAAGGAGGACUAGACCAUGUGAAAAAAUGAACAUAAUAUUUUAGCUGCAGUUCAUUCAUUUUCAGCUAUGUAUUCUUGUUAUUAAAAAAAAGUGUGCCUGGACAUUACGCUGUUGCAGCCACAACCUGGGCUUAAGGUGCCAUUUAGCUCCUUGCUUUCAUAUCUCAGAUUCUAACACUGCUUUUAACACCACCGUCUUCUUCUCUCGCUCCAGCUGGCAAGUCAACUUUUUUGAAGCGACAUUUGGCCUCUGCUGGUUACGCCUAUGCCAACCGGGUAAGUAGGAGACGUCGGCUGCCUGGGAGUAAGUCCUGCUGAAUUCAAGAGGAUGGUCCUGCCUGUCUUCUUCCUCCUCCUCUCCUCUCUUCUAACCCAUCUUCUCCCACUCCCCCUUACAGGACACACUUGGCUCAUGGCAGAAGUGUGUGGCCACAUGCCAAGCAGCACUGCAGGCAGGGAAGAGCGUAAUAGUGGACAACACCAAUCCGGACUUGGAAUCAAGAUCCAGGUGAGGCUUCUCUGGUCACCAGAUGUGGUGAUGUUGCUCAUCCAGCAGGCAGGAGGCUUCCAAAGUUCUCUAAAAAACCAUUGUGCCCUUUCCCCCCCACCAGGUAUAUUGAGUGCGCCAAGGAAGCCGGCGUUCCCUGCCGCUGUUUCCUGUUCACUGCUUCAUUGGAACAAGCCAAGCACAACAACAGAGUGAGUAGUUUGUUAGGAAAGUUAUCAAAAAGCUUCUGCCUCUUUUUCUCCAGAGGAGGGACCAGAUCACCUGUUUGAACUCGUGUUCCCCACUCUUCUGCUUUCACCCCGGUUCUGGAGAAAUAAAUCAAGACUGCAAAAGGAUUUCUCUCUCUCCAUCUCUCUCUCGUAUAGUCAGCCUUAUCAUUAGCCAAACUGUCAGGCUGCCCCUUCCCAGAGCUGGAGAUGCCUAUUUAUCGGAGAGCUGUACCACAAAGUGACUCAUGGGAGACCUUGGUUUGUUAGGGAGCCACCUGUCUUUGGAGAAGUGCCCUGAUGGACAGUGUCAAUAGUUUAGUAAAUGAGAGCCCUGGGAUUUAGGAGAGAUGGCUGGAUUUGAGCCCCUGCUUUUCCAAAUUGUUAAGGGUUGAGGCAUCUGCGACCCUCAACCUAAUGUCAUGUGACAUGGAGGGAGCACCCAUUUCUGGCACAUCACUGGCAUGUGGUCCACCGCCAAAAAAGUUACUUCAUUCCUGCUUUAACUCAGCAACCUAAGACUGUGACGUGUACCUCUUCUGUUUAUGAAUAGCCUCUCUCAGAAGUGAUGUACAGCAUUCUUAACCCGCCGUAUCUUAUACAGUUGUACCUUGGUUCACGAACGGAACCCGUUCUGGAAGUCCGUCUGACUUUUGAAAACAAAGACGCGGCUUCCGAUUGGCUGCAGGAGCUUCCUGGACUCAAUUGGAAGCUGUGUUGGACGUUCAGCUUCUGAAAAACGUUCGCAAACUGGAACACUCACUUCCGGGUUUGCAGCACCCGGGAGCCAAAACAUUCCGAGUCAUAAGGCGUUUGAGAACCAAGGUACAACUGUAGCCGAAACUACUCUGAAAGUGAAGUCUGGAUUUCUGUUUACUCUGAUGUGUUGUGGGAGGGACGGGACACGUUUUAAAUAGAUUGCUACUUGACAUGUGCCCCCAAGCUCCUGGAGUUUCCCUUUGUCUCUUUCCAGUUAGUGCUGCCCCCCCGUGUUUUGUUUUGUUUCCUUCUGUCUUUCUGUUGUGUCUAAUCAAAGCACAUCCUUCAUGAACUUACCCAGUCCUCUUUGCUAGCUGUGUAGGCUAUUGGCCAGUGCAGAUUAACUGUGUGCUGUGGGAAGCACUUCUGAAGUGGAUCCUCCUCGUUUCUUCAUGCUCUGACACCAGCCAGCUUGCCCCCAAGGGGAACAUCCCCAUGUCUUGUUCAAAUAAGCAGCCCCCAGAAUGACUAGAGAGCAACCUCUUUUUCUUCUUCAUUUCAGUUCCGGGAAAUGACGGAAAAGGGGCAUGUGCCCGUGAAUGAUAUCGUCCUGAACAGUUAUAAGUGAGUUUCUGAAUUACUUAUAGGAGGGAGGGAAGCUUGUAGUGGCAUGAGGAGGGGAAAAGGGUGCAGCUCCUAUGAAACUAAUGAAUCUUAAGCUUUGGGGGCCCUAAUCCCAAUGGCCCCAGAAGCGACUUUAGGCCAUGUUGCUUAACAUUUCUAGUAGACCCAAUCUGAGUCGCACAACUCAAAUUGAUUUUUUGUUGUAUAUUCUUCAGCAGUCCCAAAGUUUUGAGAGUCAGUAGCACAGAUAUUGUAAAGGUGUGACGAUCUGUCGUAGAACAACCCCAUUGAAGAAGAUAGCAGUGGUGGUUGCCCAGACCUCGUUGCUGGUUGCGAGGCCCCCCCCCCCCCAGUAACAGUUCAAGCUUCAGGGCCCCCCAAAUGUAGGUCCGGCCACUGAUGGGGAAGGCUGUUUCUGUACCGCCACCCUGAUUUCUUUGGCAGCUAGCCGUCACCCGCUAAAGAAUGAAGAAAGCAGAAUUGUACACUUGCGUUGAACAAACUAUAUUUUGUUGUGUUUGUUAUGCACAAAUAUUGCAUGUUCCCAUCACCCAGCUCUCACUUGAUAAAAACAAACUACUAGCUCUCAAGGUGGUUUGUGUAGAAACAAAGGGGAAAUGGCCUGUUUUGAACUUCAACCCUGAGAUGUACUGUGGGGGAUUAGACACUUCUCCCCAUGUCCAUUUUCAUUUUUAAGUUUCGCCAUGAAACACCCAAGUAAAAAUAUAUGCACUUAACACUAACUUAGUUCCAAAAAAUAGGCUGAGGACUGAAUAGGCUGCAUCUCUGAAACAUCACUUAAAACUCUCUCUCUCUCUCUCUCUCUCUCUCUCUCUCUUUCUGCUAGGAAUAAGUUUGUGGAACCAUCGUUGGACGAGGGUUUCUCUGAAAUCCUCAAGAUUCACUUUGUGCCUCAGUUUGCAGAUUCUCAACUAGAGUCACUUUACCGGCAAUUUUCUGAGGGAUGACACUGUCCUGCUAUUUGCACCCAUCUGACAGAGCCUUUUUUUCGAAAUGUACCUCUCUGUUGCCAAAGAAAGGUAUACUUAUGAAGUGUGAUGGCUCCCCCUGCUGGUCAAAGGGGACCCUCGCUUUGGGCUAUAGAACGUCCUCAGGCUGUUUGAAAAUGGGAGUGGAGACUAUAUAAUAGGAUUCCCUUUUCCCCUGUGAAAAGGCAUUUUAGAAACCAUGAGAAAUAAAAGUUUUGGAACCCAAACAAUUGUCCUCUUAUUUUUCAGGUGAGAGCUAUAGAUCUCUUUGUCACCCAAAUAAAGCCAGAACGGGGAAUUUACAUUAAGACUUGUUUUUGGAAACAAUUCUGCUCUUGGGCUAGCAUGCCUAGAACUAUAGGGAACAGUUGGAGAAGGAUAAAAGACUGGUGACAAAUUAGCUCUUGCUUUAGAAAAGCUCUAGUCUGGUUAUACUUAUUCCCUGCCCCUCAGCAGAGCCAACGUUCCGCACCAGAUUAAGAAAGGGUGACAAAAUUAAAUGUGAAGUUGAGCACUGAAAUGUACUUGAAAGCAUCACAUUCUUUUGUAUGAGCCACAGAGUACGCAGCUCCAAAGAGGCCCUUUCCAU